AUGAGUGGGGCUAAUAACACUGAAGAUGUGAAAGAAAAUCUUUUGAAAAAUGUCAAAAUACAAGUAAAGAAACUCAUGGAAGAAGCUGUUAUACGUGGUUAUGUUCAUGAGGAUAGUGAAACGAUUGGUAAACUUUGUUCAUCUGUUGAAGCUGUACUACUUUAUAAAGUACGUCGUAGUAUAUUCACAUGGAUGGAAGAAGAGUCAACUUAUGUAUUAUGUCAAAAAAUUGCCAAAUUAUGUCCAGAAGCACAACAAACAUUAGAUCGGCUAAAUUAUUAUAAAGAUGCAGUUUUAAGAAAACGUAAUGAUUAUGAUGUGAACCGGCCAGUCUCCUCUUUGACUGGUUUACGUCAUAAAACUAGCCGACUGCAUCAAAACUCCAUUAUAUCAACUGAUAAAUCAUUGAAUUUUUCAUUUCGUUUAAAUGAUAAACGUAACAGUUUUCAGAAUAUUCUUCUGCCAGAUGGUCGUCCUGAUACUGUAUUUCAAAAUUUUUGGAUACGUAUUGCUAUUUAUGAAAAAGUAUUAGAUAAAAUUGUUAAAUUUUUAGCUGAUAAUACAUUACAAUAUUACGAAUCUGGUUCGAUUAUCGCUGAUCCAUGUGAUGGUCAGCUACUGAGUGAUUUACUGCGUGGUCCAUGCACUAUUGACUAUUCACAUACACGUAGAACCGAUCACUUGUACACUGAUCCACCAGUCUCGGAACUGAUACAACGUCGUGGAAUCUAUAGUAAUUUAAUGUGUAGACAAUUUGUGUACAGACCACCAAUUAGUCAAAAUGACACCGCAAAUCAGGAUAAUAUUGGCGAUUUGACAACUGAACAAUCCAAUGAGACGAUUAAAACAAACUCAGACAGUGUAAUCAAUGAAACAGUGCAACCUCUUGAACAAAUCAAUGGAAACAAUGAUAUUGUCAAUGAGUUCAAUGAUCAAUCUGUUGUUGCUGAUGAUCAUUCUCAUGGUAUUGAUAAAUUGAACAAAACGGUAUCAUCAUCCAAUCGGAUGGCGAAACGUUGCAGUUCACCGAUGAUUAGUGCGAAUGAUUUACCAAUGAAUCGUACUACAAGAACUGGUUCAUGUGCAUUUCUACCACAAAUGAAUGAAUUCAAUUCGAUGAAAUCAAAUCGUCUACUGAAGUCAUCAACUAAUAAACAUAUUGCAUUAGCUGCCAAGGAUCAUGUAGAAUCAAUGCAUCAAAGUAUACGUACACAUUUAUUAUAUGGAAAGAAUAAUGUGAUGAUGCAACCGCCUAAUUCACCCAAUCCUAUCCCGGGUUAUUUAUCUUUAAUUGAUGGGGAAUGUGGUAAACUACUCAUUCUUAAAUGGACACCGAAUUCAGCUGUAACUACUACUACAACCACUACAACUACUAUACCAUCACAAACGAAUACACCAAUAUCAAAUCAAGAAUUUCAUUUCUCUACUGAUUCUCUCACAGAUUCCAAAUUCGAUGUGGAUGAUUUAAAUGAAAAAGAAACUUACUGGGGUUAUGCAGUUCGUAUUAAAUUACCUGAUAUUAUUUAUGGACAUUAUCAUGAAUAUAAUGAUCAAUACACUUUAACAUUGAUUCGAACGGAUGGCAUACAAUUGGCACCAUUUCAUUUUUGUGCUCAAAGUCAUGUGCUAACAUUUUUGAAUUGUUUGGAACAAGGUUUAAAACAACGUGGUGGUUAUUUGGAUCCAUCUUCUGAAUUAGAAACAUCAUCGCCAGUCACACCAAAUUCCGCCACGAAAUCAUAUCGUCCAUCAAUGCCUUUAAUUUUUGUCAAUCAAAGUUCAUUAUUACCAUCUACAUCAUCAUUAAUAGCAAAUCAACAACAACAACAUCAUUCAACAUCAUCAUCAUCACAUACAACUUCGUCAAUUUUCAAUAAACCAUCAAGAUCUAGUCAAUCUGUUACGUCACUGACAUCGUCAUCCAGUUCUGGAUUGAAACAACGUAUAUAUAUGAAUAUUUUGAAAGCAUUUAAUCAUACAGAUGAUAUGAAUACUAAUACUAAUAGUAAUGAACAAGAAGAAGAAGAAGAAGGCGAAUCACGAAGGACACAUUCAUCAUCUUCGAUACCAGAAGAAAAAUUAAUUAUUCCACAUGUUUUUCUGAUUGUUUCGAAAACUAGAGAUAGUCAUACACAUAUGAAUUCUCCAAAAGGUAUAAUAAAUCAUCCCAUCACUUCACCGAUCUUACCGAAACGAAUUUCUUUAGAGGGCAUAUCAGAAGAAACUAUUAAUGAAUCGAAUGAGAUGCAUGGACAGUUGAACAGUCAAAUAUCAUCUCAACAUGAAAAUGUUUUUCAUAAAUUACGUAUGAAAUUAUUAUCACAUGUAUUUCGUAAAUGGUAUAAUUAUUUUAAGAAAAUACGUAUUGUACGUAAAAAACUAACUGAUCUUGUAUCACCGAAUCUGUUAACUAUUGAUUCACCGACCAAUGCUAAAGAUGGUAUCACUAUAGAAUUAUGGAAUCAAUUAAUGACUAAAUCGAUUCCACAAAUUACAUUCAAUGAAUUUUGUCGACAUAUUUAUUUUGGUAAUUGUGAUCCAACCAUAAGAAAUGAGGUAUGGCCAUAUUUAUUAGGUUUAUAUACAUGGAAUUCAACUAUUGAACAAUUGAACGCGGUCAAUAUGGAACAAACAAAAAUUUACACGAAUGCUUUGCAUACAUGGUUACGUGUUGUAGAAUAUUUAAAACAAGAUGUACGUUAUGCUAGUUUUGUGACAACUGUUUCAUCACCAUCACCAGCACCAGCACCAGUUGUUGCCAGUGAAGUUGAGAAAGAUUUAAAUCCGACGGAAUUGCUAUUAUUGAAUGGCGAAAUGAAUUCACAAAAACAACCGAAUAACGUAGACAAUACUGUCGAUGGAGAAGAACUAAAGAGCAAUGUGAAAAAUGACAAUGUUUCAUCUGAUAAUAGUUCCUCAAUGUGCACGGGAACUACAACACUUCUCGAUAUAACUUCCGGUUCUAAAACUCCAAAUCUUACCAUCAGUCCACCUUCAUCUGUCAAUAGUACAAUUCCAAGUCAAUGUGAAUUUUCGCCAAACACACUAGAAUUGUUUGCUACCAAUUUAUAUCGAAUUGAUAAAGAUGUGACAAGAUGUGAUCGGAAUCAUACAUUCUUCAUGUCACCAAAAAAAGAAUCUCAAUCAUCAUUACAAAAUUUCGUUGAAUUAAAUGCUAAUCUCAUUAAAUUACGUAAUAUCAUUUCUACAUGGGUAUGGUUACAUUUAGAUAUUGGUUAUAUACAAGGAAUGUGUGAUCUGUUGGCGCCAAUUUUAAUCAUUUUUCAAAAUGAAAUUCAAUCAUUUGCUUGUUUUAAUUGUCUUAUGAAAUGGAUGUUACCAAAUUUUCCAACUGUCAAUAAUAAUGGCUCAUCUCAAUUGAUGGAUACAAUCAAAUUGACACCAAAUGAAACAUUGAACAAUGAUAAUAAUAGUAAUACUAUUACUAAUAAUAAUGACAGUUCAACGACACGUACAACUUUAUUACAAUUAGCUGUGAAAGCAGCUCGUCGACGAACUAUCACAAAGUAUAGUCAAGAUGAUACUACUCUUACUACUACUAAUACUACUGAUAACGAUGAGACAUUAGGUUGUACAAAUAAACUCAAAGAAAGAUCUCUGUCGAUAUCAUUGUCCACACCUUCGUCACCAUUGCAGAAAAUUAUUGAUUUAACAAAUGAACUCAUGGAACAGUCAUCAUGUCCUGACGAUACUACUACUACUAAUAAUAAUAACAGUAGUAAUGAUCAAAAUUCAGAUGUUAUCAAAUCACCAUAUGAUAAAUUAUUGUUUAAUUCAACAGAUUUGUCAAUACCAUGUAUGGAUUUAAGAUUUUCUUUUUUACAAUCCUUAAUUGAGAUUUUUGAUCCAGAAAUGAAUAAUCAUUUAGCGAAAAAAUUACCAGAAGGACAAUUAUUUUUUUCAUAUCGUUGGUUAUUAUUAGAUUUUAAACGAGAAUUACAAUAUGAUGAUAUAUUUCCUGUAUGGGAAACAAUUUGGGCAUCACGUCGAUUAGUAACUUAUGAUUUUGGUAUAUUUUUUGCUUUGGCAUUAAUUGUAUAUUAUCGUGAUAUAAUUAUUUAUUAUAAUAUGGAUAUCACAGAAAUUAUUCGAUUUUAUAAUGAAUUAACAGAACAACACGACUGUGUCACUUUGUUAGAAUUGGCACGUAGUUAUGUAUUUCAAUUACAACAUUUAUUGGUCGAUGAAUGAUCGAUCACUCUGUGUAUGUGUGUACGUAUGUGCGCGUGCGUCUAUCACUUUAAUUUUUAAUUUUAAAGACAAAAUAUCCAAUCAAAAUUAUUAUUUUAUACUUUGUUUUUCUCUCUCUAAUUUUAUUGGUGAAUUUAUCGAUCAAGAUGAUCUUGUUUUCCAAAAAAUUGUUUUUUUUUUCAUUUCAAAGAUAAAUUGUAACUUUUUAUUGUAUAACUAACUAACUAACUCACUGACUAACUUUGUUUUAUAUUUUGUCCAAAGAUCCUUUUUAAAACAAUGAAAAAAAAUUACAAAUAUUUGUAAAAUAAACUUUCAUUGACAUGAAAUGUGAUGAUAUAUAUUUUACAAAUGUUUCAGGUGUGUAUUUCAGUCCAAAGAAUCAUUUCUUGCCUUUUUAAAAAAAAAAAUCACUUUCUUUUCAUGAAUACUAUUGUCUUUAUCAUAAAAUUCUGAUCUUGUCAAUAUACUGAAUAUUGAA
Messenger RNA from Schistosoma turkestanicum, 4693 nucleotides. NCBI's taxonomy places the organism in Eukaryota, Metazoa, Platyhelminthes, Trematoda, Strigeidida, Schistosomatidae. The record is from the annotation of a GenBank genome assembly.